Molecule: messenger RNA, 744 nt
Organism: Fraxinus pennsylvanica
Lineage: Eukaryota; Viridiplantae; Streptophyta; Magnoliopsida; Lamiales; Oleaceae
Source: the annotation of a GenBank genome assembly
AUGGAGUCAAAGAUUUCCAAAGAAUUAAAAUCAGAAACUCAAGCAUCCAAGAAAAGGAAGAAUUUGGAUCAGAGGGUUGUGGUGGAGGUGAAAAUACAAGCAAGUGAUAAGAAACAGAAAAGUGAAGGGCCACCUCCUGAUUGUUGGUCUUGGAGAAAAUAUGGACAAAAACCCAUCAAAGGAUCUCCAUACCCAAGGGGUUACUACAGAUGCAGCACAUCAAAGGGUUGUUCAGCUAAAAAACAAGUGGAAAGAUGCAGAACAGAUGCAUCCAUUCUCAUCAUCACUUACACAUCCAAUCAUAACCAUCCAGGCCCCACACAUCAUUCCUCCACCAAUCAAACUCAAGAGCUCAAUGAACCUUCACUCCCAGAACUCACAGAGGAUCAUCCUGCGAUCCCGGAUCCAGAAGAAGAACCAGAUAUAAAGGAUCAAGAAACCGCAUUGGAUGAUCAUUUCCACUAUUCCCAGUCUCCAUUCAAUUCUGCCCAAGAAAUCAUUAUGGAUCAAGAAAUGAACCCUUUCACAGAAAAUCUGCAAAACCCAUAUGAUUAUGAUUCACACAGAGUACUUAUAAAUGAAGAGCCCUUUCUAUACUCUCAUCCAGUGAACUUCUCAGAAUCUAAAUCAGAAGAAAAUGACUUCUUUGAUGAGCUUGAAGAACUACCCAUGUCUUCAUUUUUGACAAAUUUCAUGAGAAGUAGUACUUUGCUUGAGGAAAGAAUUCUUGUAGACCUUUCUUGA